UUAUAGGACGGUGAGCAAAGUGCGGCGAGCCGAGUUUCCGUCAAGUCGGCCGGUUAGAAAAGAGCGGAGCUCGUUUGCGCGCGCGCGCGCCCCUGGAUACGUUCCUUGGCAGUGACCGAGAGUGUCCUGGUUUCCGUGCGCCGGUGCUGCUGGUGGAGAAACGCGUCGCGAUCAUCCCUUGGUCCUCCGUAACGUCGCCUCAUCAUGGACACCCAUAAGAAGGAGAAGAAACACAAGGAGAAAAGGAGGAGCAAUGAGAAGAGGAAGGAGAGAUCUCGCGAUGCAGCACGCUGCAGACGUAGUAGAGAAACCGAUAUCUUCACCGAACUCGCGGCCGCGCUUCCGGUCGCGCCGGAACAAGCAGCGCUCUUAGAUAAGGCCAGCGUAAUGAGGUUGGCGAUUGCCUACCUUAAAGUUCGAGCUGUUGUGGAUUCCAUUCCAGUUACGUUGACAAAAUCUGAGUCGUCCGCAAAGAUGGAUGAAUUAUUUCCAAAAGCUCUCAACGGCUUUAUGUUAGUACUCUCCGGUGACGGCAAUAUGGUCUACCUGUCAGAGAAUGUCAAAGAUUAUCUCGGAGUGUCACAAAUGGAUAUGAUGGGACAAAGUGUAUACGAAUACAGUCAUCCCUGCGACCAUGAUGAAUUGCGCGAGUGCCUAUCUUCGAAGUCGACGGAUAACAAUGAGAAACGUACCUGCAAUUUCUUCUUGCGGUUCAAAUGUACCCUCACUAGCAAAGGCAGGAAGGUCAAUCUGAAAAGUGCUUCUUACAAGGUGAUUCACUGCACCGGCAGGUUGACAAACAUCCGCGACUCAAACUCGAACUCUAUGGAAGUUGAUAAUGAAGAGCAAAGCAAAGAGGAUGAGGACGCGGGACAAGACACAGACAUUUCUCUGGUGCUUGUAGGUAGUCCCAUACCACAUCCCAGUAAUAUUGAGAUACCUUUAGGACGCCACACCUUUUUGUCGAAGCACAGUCUCAGCAUGAAAUUUACUUACGCUGAUGAAAAAUUGGCCGAAUACUUAGGCUGGAGCUGUGAGGAGCUAAUGGGUCAAUCUGUCUUCGAGUUUUAUCAUGCACUCGACAAUCUUGCACUGGACAAGUGUUUCAAAUGCCUGUUUAGUAAGGGCCAGUGCGAGACCGUAGCGUACAGAUUCCUUGGCAAGCGAGGCGGCUACGCCUGGGUUAUCACCCAGGCCACCCUCAUCCAUUGCUCCAAACAGCAGAAGCCGAUCUCCGUCGUUUGCGUCAAUUACAUCCUAAGUGGGAUCGAGCACGAGGAUGAGGUAUACAGCGUGCGCCAGCUGGCCACGCGUGACAACGACGCCAAUUUGGUGAAGAUAGAGAAACCGUUGCCGAUCCUCUUGCCGACUGGUAGUACCGUGUCAACGACGGAUUCGUGCGAGAUAUCGCUGAACGACGAGAAGAUUCCCAUAGAGGAAUCAACCGUCGACGACGAGCCCAGGAGCGACGAUCGACCGCUCGCCGUCACCGCGUCGAUCUUCCGUUCAAUCGACGAAAAGGGCGACUGCAAAGACGAUUCGCAGAAGGACGGUGUCUUAUCGAAGCACGCCCAGAAAGAGAAGGCAUUCGUUUUUCUCGAAAAGGCUCUCAAGGAGUCCCUGGAGGAAUCGAUUAAGGAAUCGUUGAAGGAAAACGACGUGCCGACAACGGUAAACCGACAGGACUGCCGACAGUCCUUUGCUAAAAAGGCACCCUUCAUAUUCCAGGGUAAAUCGACGGUGGUAAGCGAUUCAUCAGACAGUGCUGAACACCGUGAUCGUCCCCAGUCAGUCACGAAACAUCUGUUCGCGCCACUUGCGGUUACCGUGCAACAACAGGAACAGCAGCAACAAGAACAAGAACAGUCACAGUUAUCCUGUCGUCCGCAAACGGCCACAGCGAGCAUUUUCGCGCCUCGUACCGAGGACAUGAACAAGGGCUUUUUGACUUUCAGCGAGGAUCACCCGGGUCUCACCAUGUUGAAGGACGAGCCGGAGGACUUGACGCAUCUUGCACCUACAGCUGGAGACGUGUGCGUGCCUUUGGAGGACACUCCCUUUUUGUCAGAUAUGCUGGAUGAGUUUAUCUUCGGCAACGACAACUAUGGCUGUCCUCUGUUGAGUCCGGGCGACACUCUGACGCCGGAGUUACGUUCCGCAGAUCUCUCGGGAUCCCUCAAAGAUGCGGAUCUCGUGGACACUACUACCAGGACCAAGAACGCAGUCGAUCGUUUAGCCGAUAGUGAUCCCUUCAUGUACGGCGACUCGCCUGGAAGUCCCUGUGGCAUCGACCCAAGUACUAUGUCGCCAUCCCUUUCGAAAUACCGACAAAGUCCUGAGCGCAGCGUGGACUCAUUAGGUAGUCCCAUAGGAGGUAGUGGCGGCGAUGGACUUUCCGAGGACGAGAUGCUUAUGUUAGGUAUCAGCGAUAGCAUAGGGGAUGAAGAAUUAGCGCUCAGAGCACCCUAUAUUCCGAUGUCGGACCAAGACGAGGCAUUAGAGUUCCUUAUUAAUGAUAACAUGGUCAUGUGGAGCUCGUCACAAUCUGCUGAUAAAGGAUCCUCGAAAUGGUUACUUGACGAUCGAGAGCAACGUAAUUCCGAAUCCAGUCUGGUACAAUUACUGCGAACUGAUCAAGCAGUAUCGCGGCGAUACAACGAUCACGGUGGAGGUUUACUAAAUCCGACGCAGAUACUGGGACAAACGCCUAGAAAAAACAUACUUUUCGAAUCUGAUCGAUGGUCUUCUAAUCAAGAACGUCCCAAUAAACGCAUUCACUCUGGACUUAAUAUGGACUCUGAAAACGGAUAUAAGCGUCUUAAGUGUGAGAACUCGACAUUCGAGCGUAUAAAUCUUGAAGAUACUUUGGUGACGAAACAACAGCGGUUAUCAACAACGCUUCAUAAGAAAUCGCCACCGACUCUCGAUAAUACCUGUGGUAGCCAGCUUCUACGUCGCCUCGUCUCGUCACAGAUGCCAAGUAUCGUGUCACAGGUGGCAACUUUGCCCGAUAGUAAUAGCCAUAUUCGCAGUGACAACGAACGUCAUCGCGAGGACUUUUCAAAGCAGCGUGAUCGCGACCUCGACGAUAUUAUCAAUUUUGUUGAGUCGGAGGGUGACCGCGGUGGGGGAGGAGGCGGAGGCGAAAAUCACGGCGGUAUUGGUGAUGGCCUAGACAAGAUCGCAACAAGUCGGAGAAGGAAUCCUUGCAGCACUGGCGGUAGCAGUGUGCUAAUGAAUCUCCUGGUUUCUGGCUGCGAUGAUUCUUUGAUGAGUUCUCGCGACAUGUCGACUGUACUAUCAAGUAACCUGACCCCAUUAUCUAUCAAUGUGGAAAAUCAGAUAGUUCCACAUUGUACGAAUACAGAUGUCAUAUCUUUGCCCGAUCAUCUUAGCCCGGAUACCAGAAAGCAUUUAAUCGGGCCCUUUACCGGCGGUGGCGGGGAUGGAGGUACUCCUAUAGUUUCGCCCACGACGCCCGCGAUGACAUCUUUCGACAGCUUCGACUGGAUCCGCGAUGGAUCCUCGGGCCUGCUUCAAGUGGGAUCAGAUCUACUCGGAGGACUACUGGAUCGAAAUCUGGUGUGAUCUAGCGCGAUGCGAUUUAUGCGGACCUGCCAAAAAAUCAAUUAGGAAAAUUAGAAGCCGGAUUUGUUCAAUAUUCGCUUUUUCGUAACAAGUUUCAGAAGUUUUUUUUUCACUCUUUUUUUGU
Molecule: messenger RNA, 3712 nt
Organism: Cyphomyrmex costatus
Lineage: Eukaryota; Metazoa; Arthropoda; Insecta; Hymenoptera; Formicidae
Gene: sima
Product: HIF-1 transcription factor component sima
Exons: 14
Coding region: 205-3588 (1127 amino acids)
Biological process (GO): regulation of transcription by RNA polymerase II; cellular response to hypoxia
Cellular component (GO): transcription regulator complex; cytoplasm; nucleus
Molecular function (GO): DNA-binding transcription factor activity, RNA polymerase II-specific; protein dimerization activity; RNA polymerase II transcription regulatory region sequence-specific DNA binding
Source: RefSeq, a predicted model, not a curated record